This is a messenger RNA of Rhagoletis pomonella (apple maggot), 555 nucleotides long. RefSeq lists its product as uncharacterized. The transcript has a single exon. The record is from RefSeq and is a predicted model, not a curated record. The coding region runs from base 1 to 555 and encodes 184 amino acids. NCBI's taxonomy places the organism in Eukaryota, Metazoa, Arthropoda, Insecta, Diptera, Tephritidae.
AUGCAAACUCCGCCGAAUUUUGGCAUGUACCAGAGCAACAAACGGGAGGCGCAAUCAGUUUUUGUACAGCAAAAUGUUUUUUCACAACAAACCCCUGGUUGCAUAUUUGGUCAAGUGGCACAAACUACGUCUUCUGCCAACUUAAAUAAUUUAUUUGCUCAAUCGCUGAGCGCACCAAAUGGCACAGCACAUUUUACUAAUACAGAAGCAAUACCCUCACAAAGCGUAUUCGUCCAGGCAUUGUGUCAAAAUCAGAAUACACCUGCAAACAUUUUUUCUCAACCUGACGAAACAAUUGCAACGACUUCUGUUUCAAUGGAACCACCUACAAAUUUUUUCCUACAAAUCCCUCGUUCAAAUCAGUCAACUGCUUUCGGGAAGCAAGUGGGUGAAAACACCUCAUCUCAGGCUCUAUUGCAAUCACCGUUAGUAAGCAGUUCUGUUUACAGUAAAUUGGCGGAUCUAACACCUGACGAAAUUAAAGCUUUUAAAACGGAUGCUUUUACUCCCAGGAAAAUUCCAAAUGUUCCUCCACCUCCAGAGUUUAUCAAUUAG